Messenger RNA from Dreissena polymorpha, 8091 nucleotides. RefSeq lists its product as uncharacterized. NCBI's taxonomy places the organism in Eukaryota, Metazoa, Mollusca, Bivalvia, Myida, Dreissenidae. The record is from RefSeq and is a predicted model, not a curated record. Gene Ontology annotation, biological process: regulation of DNA-templated transcription. Gene Ontology annotation, molecular function: DNA-binding transcription factor activity; zinc ion binding; sequence-specific DNA binding. The transcript is spliced from 9 exons. The coding region runs from base 763 to 3303 and encodes 846 amino acids.
AGUUGUUAAUCACAAAUAAUAGAUUUCAGAAAACGAAAGUAAUGUUUACAAUUUCAGCAUAAAAUGUCAAGGUUUAUCCGAAAGUAUCCAAAUGAAAACUCGUCACGUGACAAAGCGACAAUGGCGUCAAAAUUGUGAAUUUCAGACUGAUGAGAGUUAUUUUCAUCUAUUGUAAGAUGCAUUUGAAACAUUUGAACCUUAAAAUAUUCCUCGAUGCAGUAAUUUAUAUUCAUUCACCAAUAUAUGUAGAAAUGUAUCCAAGAAAAUGAGCUUUCUUUGAUUUAUAGCGUGACAUAAAUAUGUUACGACUCUGGUUGACUUUCGAUACGGGGUUAGCUUCAGCGUACAGGUCUGUCAAUACUAUAUAAACUGUACGCUGAAGUUUCUUUAGCUAUUCGGAGUUAAUGAGGUUCUUUAGUUCUAGCGAGCUCAACCAAAGACAUGUACUAAUUUGUUUGUUGUAAUCAAACAUAAUAUACUGCCUUUAAAUAUUAUGUAUUUACUUUGGACAAAAUCCUUAUUGUGGUACGGCGAGAAGUGGUGGGAUAACCCAGAAGAGAAACCCGAACUGUGUUGUAAGGUGUUCGCCAAGACUCGGUGUUUAACCCUGGCCACGUGAAUGAGAAGCAAUUGCACGCAUUAAUGUGCCAGCCGGAUGAAUCCGAAAGCUCUCCCCAAGGUGCCCAGUGUUUACCCAUUGGAAGUAACAAGAUUGUCUGGGAGUAGUUUAAUCUUUCAGUGUGAAUAAUUUUUUACAAUCUAAUGUUGAAAUCUGAACCUAAGGAAAGCAAAACUAGCAGCAUGGAAGCUGGCGGCACCAGUGUCAAGAAGGUCAUUCUGCCUUCCAAAGUCUCACUGAGUUUUGCAGCACAAACUACAAAUAAACCCCCUUACACCACUGCCAUAUAUGUGGGAUCAAAAAAAAUAUCAGAAACUUCAAAAGUUGAAGACUCGAAAAAUGCAUCGGCUUCUAAAGGACUGAAGGACAAUGAUAGAAAGUUGAAUUCAAAGUCAAGUACUGAGGUACCUGGGACCAAUCCAUCCAAUCGUAUUGAACUGGUCGGGUUCAAAAUGACCAAUGGAUCGCCAGAAUCUUCACUGGCUACUGAGGAUUCUAAAAAACAGAAAUCCUGGACAGCCUCCAAAUUACCGCCAUGCCGUGUGUGUGGUGAGGAUACUUCUCCCAGGGGUCUCCACUAUGGGGUGAACACAUGUGAGGCUUGCAAGGCCUUCUUUCGACGAGUUCUGAAGCGGUCAAACCUGAAUUUCCAGUGCACAUGUACCCUGGAGGAGCGGCGUCUGGGCACUGACAUUCCAAGGAAGACCACUUGUCCCAAAUGUCGCUAUGAGCAAUGCGUUAAAGUUGGGAUGUCAAAAGAUGCCAUUAAAAUUGGGCGUUACACGAUCGGGCGCAAGAGACAGAAUGAUCGUGAGGUGCAGUCACUAGAGCAGGGCAAAGAAAGAGUGAACAGUGGCAGUUCAAUCAGCUCGGGAUCACCACAUAGCCAAGGUCAGUCUGUGAGUUCCCCAGAGGAGGUGUCUACUGACAUUGAAAACAUCAGUCUCACUGACAGGCCAAAGUCCCCGAACGUUCGUGCAGUAAAGAGACUGAAAAAAGAUGACAAAUACCAUCCCGAGACUGGUUUACUCUAUCAAUCACUUACAAAUAUCAUUCUCAACUCUCUUACUCAAAACCAGUCUUAUGCUGAUGGCUCAGCAAAUUCAGCAGCAGCCAGGGGAGAUGACUCUAACAAAAUGACAGCUGUGGAAAAGCUCUUCAUGCAGCCAUUCGAGAUGCCAUCCAGCAAUCAGUCAUCAAAUUCAGCCAUGCAGUUUGAUUUCACUUCACAAGGCAGCAAUUCAAAUCCUUUCAACUCAUACACUAAGGAUAUGGCACCUAAUCUCAUUCAGUCAUCAAGCAAUGUUGCUUUCUCUGACCAGCCUAAACAAUCUCCUAUAGAAAACUUGCUUAUGUCUCCACCAUCUGUUCAAUUGCCCUCGCAAACUGAUUUCUUUAGUGGGAUAAAACUUUCACCACCAAAUUCUAACCAGCCGGAACUUCCUGAUGAAAAAUCCUCUAUUGAAAGCCUUCUGCUUUCACCAUCGUCAGGUAUCUUAGCACAUGAAGUGUCAAUAAAAAAGGAGAGGAGAUUCUCAGAACAAACUGUUCCUACUGAUAGCCCAGAAUACAAUACCACAGAACCUUCUUUUGAUGAGACGUCUUUUCAUGGGAUUCACCCAUGUGAUGCAAUGAGAACGAAAAAUCCUGGCCUGCAUGAUGGUUAUGAAAUGGCUGAUAAAAUUCCAUCAUAUUUGCUGGAGAAUAAUAUGCUGGGAUCACCAAGCAUGGAUCUCUUGAAUGAAAAUGAGGCAGGGGAGCUGGACCUAUUCAAUGACGAUGAGCUUCUAAUAGCAGAGCUUAGCCAAGAAGACAUUGAAAUAGAAUUGAAGGAAUACGACAGGUACCAGGAGAUUUGCAAUUGCUGCACAAUGACAGCAGAAAUGAAGGAGUCGAUAAUUAAGAAUAUGACAGAUGUGGCCAUGACUCUUAUGACAAAGAUGGAGAUGGUAUCUUGCAAUGAAAUCAAGAGGAGACAUGCUGAGUACUUGGAAAAAUACAACCUAAAACUGCAAAUGUUUGGUGAAAUGAAACUGUCGAAGGAGGAGUAUAUGUCGUUCUACAAGCAGACAGGCAUUGAUAUUGACAACAGGCAGCAACUGGUAAUAGAGUGUCUUAAGCAUUUGGAAGACUCCAUUCACAAAAUUGUCACAUUUGCCAAAAGCAUUCCUUGCUUUACCAACAUUGACAUUGAAGACCAAGUGAAGCUUUUGAAAGCCACACGUUUUGAGCACGACAUGAUGAAGUAUUCGGGACAGAAGUGCAUUGUGUCCUCAUUUAAUGUGGCCACAGUACCAUGGGACAAGGAGUAUCAUCUCGAGGAACUGCAGAAAGUCAUGCCUGAAAACUUUGUCCAAGAAAAGGUCCGAAUGGCGAACAUGGUGUGCGACUUAGGGUUGACGGUGGAGGAAACUGUGGUUGUCCGAGCCUGUAUCAUAACAUAUCCAGACCGAGUUCAACUCAAAGAUCGACAGAAAGUGGUCGAGGUAAACGGCUGCAUGAUGUCGUGUUUGAAUUACCUUCUGAAGAAACGUAGGGAGCCCUAUGACCUCUCUCAGCUGCUGUUCGUGUUGGCGGAACUGCGCAAAAUGUCGGAAUGGGAACAGAAGUUUUUCCAAGGUGUAUUUGAGGUUUGGCCUGUGUCUGAAAGCCACAAGUUAGCGAAGGAGUUUGUAACAUAUUAGGUCAUCAUCAAUUGAGACUUACAUGGCUUUGUAUGUUUGGUUAGAUGUUUAAGGUAUGUUAAAAGUUGGACUUGUGCAGCUUUAUAUGUUUGGUAUGGACAAUAUAGAUCUCUGUAAAUGAACAUUUGUAAUUGAUAGUUCUACAUUUAUAAUAUUCCAAGGCACCUUAACAAAGGAGUCAAACCAGUGUGUAAUAUUCUUGGUCUGUGCACUUUGUUUUUGUCCCACCUUUAUCUAUGUUUUACAUAAGGAAAUAGUCUCAUUAGAGCAUUGGUGUUUUAUACUAUAAGUUGUAAAUAUUAUAUAGUAGUAAAUAAUUGUUGUAAUUGUAAGGAUGAAGGGUAUGUUACAGAUUGUAAUUUGUUAACAUAGAUUAGUCUGGUCCUUUGAAGGCAAUUCUAAGUUAAUAGUUUUACACCGAAGACUAUGCAUCGAAUAAUCAGGAUAUUUCAGAAGUGUUUGUUACAAUCUUGGUCUGCUAGAAUUAUGUGUCUUGCACAUACAUCUGCUCUUUGGUUAUUUAAUCACUAUAAAAGGACUGUAAUACGAUUUUAGUCUACAUAAUUUGUCAUUUUGCUAGAAUCAUUUUGAUAUAUGAAGAAUACGUGCUUCUAGAAAACUUUUCAAAUACUUAACCCAUUUAUGCCUAGCGUCUAGAAAAAAGGCCUUUGCAAACAGCGUAGACCCAGAUGAGACGCCGCAUGAUGUGGCAUCUCAUCAGGGUCUGCACUGUUUGCUUAAAGGAAUUUCUAAAUAUAGAAAUAAAUAUACUGGACAUCCCUAAUUAUGGAAAUAAAUUGAUCCAAUUUAGAAGGAUGGGAGAGUCCACUUGCCAUAAAUGGGUUAAUAGAUAAUCUUCAUGUGAAUGUUUCACAAAUUGACUUACAUUUUUGUACUUUUGCUUUUGCUAUGUAGAAACAGCAUUGCUUUAUGACUUCAAGGUAUCAAAGUGCUACAUACUGUCCGUUGGUUCUUUGAAUCAUGGCAUAUAGAAAACCCAACAUUCAAUAAAUUAUAAAUGCUGCUUAUACCACAGUUUGUCCAUUUUAUGUCUUGUACACUUGUAUUUUGUAAUAUUGAUAACAAAAUCGGGGAAUUAAUUCUUUGGUUUUAUUGUGAUUGUCAACACGAAAUGACAUUAUAGUCUUAACCCUUUCAGUGCUGGAACCGAAUUUAAAAGGCCUUUGCAAACAGUUUGGAUCCAGAUAAGACACCACAGAACAUGGCGUCUUAUCAAGAUCCAAACUGUUUGCUAUUCUGAAAGUAUUUGUUGAAAAAAAAAUCGACGAAAAUGCUAUUUUUAAAAAUUCAGCAGACAACAUUAAAGCAGACAUGCAAAGGGUUAAAAGACUGUAAGGUAUCUAAUGGACCUUCCAUGAGAACUUUGAGACGACUUAAACAUUUGUUAUGUGAGUUUUAUUAACAUUGUUUUAUGUUGUUUGUAAGUUCGUGAUCAGUCAUCUUUUAUUUCUUUUAUUCUUUAUAUUCACAUUAUUUAAAAAUUUGUUUUAUGAUAGAUAUAACUGAAGUUGUUGUAUGUUUUGUAUAUUUUUACUUCUUUUGACUGAAAAGAGUAUCUUUGUGCUGUUUUUUUCUAGUCCCAGAUGAACCAAAUAGUCCAAUAGUGCGUGGUAAACAUUGUGCAUUACCUUUUGUUUGCUGAUUUCCUAAUUGAUCAAUAUGAUAAGCUUUUAUGCACUUGAGUGAUGGAUUUGCCAUUAAGGUUAAAUAUUGUGAACCCUUUUGAAAGAAUUGUUAUGCGAUGACUUACAUGAACAUUGAUUAAUGAAAUUAUGCUUUUACAUUUAAAACGAUUGUAUGUAAGAUACUGUUUUGGCUGAAACAUAAUUUUAAUAUUGUCAAUAAAUACCUAAUUAAGAUGUUAGUCCUUACAGCUGUUUUUUUUUAUCAAAUCACUUGUUCACUUCUGUGAAUUUUUUUUUACUUAACAAAAGCUGCAUUACUCAUGUGUUCGUGUUGACAUAUGGGUAAAAUUAGCAGCAGUAUAUUUAAAAUUAAAUAAUCAAUAAAAUGAAACCCUGAAAUUGACAAUUAUUUUAUUUGCCAUUUAUUUAUCACUCUAAUUAAAGUGUUCAAUGAUGGAAUGAAUAAACGUUUUGGAUGUUUUUUUUAUUUGUUGAUAAGACAUUUUUGUAUUUAAAAAUAUUGUAUUGCUAAAACUUUGCUCGUUCUGAUUUGUAUAUGGUUUUGUAUAUGGUUUAUAGUUAUAGUUCUUUUUAAGGAUCACCAUACAUUUAAACAGAGCUUGUUAUAUUUUGACAUUAUUGUACUGGAUUUUGUCCAUUUACAAAAGGUCUUUUGAUAGGACAUGUAAUUAUUACGGCAAAUCGCUUAAUUAUAUUAAUGAUGCAUAUUUUCAUUAAAGCAUGAACAUAUUGCUACAAUAAUGUUAAGCUAAAGUAAAUCCUAAUGUUAUUUUCUUAAUUAGGAAAAAGACCAAUUUUGCAGACACUUUUUAUUGAUCAGGGGCGUAGCUAGCAUUUUUUGAGCUGUAGGCCCGGAUAUGAUACAUAAAACCUCCCUGGACAACGUUUUAAUUCUUUAAAGCCUGUGGUGAGAUUUAAAGCAUAUCUAGACAAUUAACAAGAUAAGAUAAUAUAAGACUUUGGUCAGUUUUUCUUUGAUAUUUAACUGUUAUAUCUCAAUGUUAGAGAACUAAAUUUAACUGUAUUAUCUUUAUAAAAGAGAACUAAAUUUUAAAACAAUAUGGAACAGAGAAAACAUUUAAAAGUGUAACACUCCACUUAUUCUCAAGUCGAACCAUGGGAAUUAUUUCCAAUAAUACUGUCUGCAUGUCUAUAACGGCAUCAUAACGUGUUGAGUGUAAACCUUACUUACAUUCGCUCUAAUACACUAAUUGUUUCUUUAACAUCCAACGAUAAUCGAUUACAACUUACUGUAGUGUUGAAAGGGAAACAAGUAGAUCUACAUGUAGAUCUAUUUAAACCUGUAACAGCAAGUCAUGUAAAAAAGUGAGCUAGAAUCUAUGCACAUAGGAAGAAGUUGAGUUGAUAAUUGGAAGAUAUCUUUGAACACAACCAGAAUCCAUUGUCUGAGGAUUAUGUCGUUAUGAAAUGCAGAUUUCUAACACCUCACCACCAUCAGGAUCAACAUUUUAAUGCGUUUUUUUUAAGUUGAAGCAUUUUUAUUUGUUUCAUGUUUCAAAAAAAUUUUAGGCCCAGGCUUGCUGUGCCUAAUAGCAGCUACGCCCCUGUUGAUAUUUUAAGCUUAUAAGUACAUUUGUUAUUGCAAUUCUCUUAUUUGUCUCUUAUUUAAAAUGCAUACUAUACCUGUAUACCAAUUAUUGAUGUUUUAAAUUAGAUUUUCUUCAAGAGGGACUGUCUGAUUUUGAAUUAAAAGUACUAUGUAAUACCAUCCUUUAUUCUUAUUAUUUUUUUAUCUCUUUUGUAACAAAAUGUUUAAAAGUAAUUUAUGCUCAAAAAGCUCAAACUAGAAACAUUCAUAAUUAAUUAAGUUGUUUCUGUGAAGGGAUCUAAUAUUAACCCUUUCAGUAAGGGAACCCAAUUUUGAAGGCCUUUGCAAACAGUUUGGAUCCAGAUGAGACGCCACAGAACGUGGCGUCUCAUCAGGAUCCAAACUGUUUGCUAUUCUGAUAAUAUUCUUUGAAAGAAAUCGAAGAAAAUGCUAAUUUUAGAAAUUCAGCAGACAACAUUAUAGCAGACGACAAAUUUCCCAGCAUGCAAAGGGUUAACGAAAACACACAGGAUUUGGAGAAGUUUGAUUAUCCUCAAUAACAACAAAAUGUAACUUUGGCUUUAGAAUUAUCAAAUCUGUUUGUGAACAAUUGUAUAAUGGUCUUUUUUAGAAAAAGAUAUGAUGUUUUGUCACUGUUAAAAUUGUUAUGUUGUAUAAAAAUGUGUUAUGUACCGGAAUGUUGGUGAAAGAGGAAAAGUCACAUUCAUUAAAUCACUUCUCAUUAAUAAUUCACUCUAUUAACACCUUUUAAGGUGUUUCAUUAUUUUCUGUGUGGUUUUAAAUGACAAUUCGCAGUGUGACUGUGUAGACAUAUGAAUGCUGGUUUGUCAAGUGUGAUCAUAUACUAUAUAUGUGCUCAGCUGUGAUGGUAAAACAUGUAUUGCAUGUCAGAGACAAAAUUUACGGAUUUGUGUUACUUGCGUUGUUUUUCAUACCAUCGUUCAAUUAUGCAAAUUUGGGUUGCUACAUGCUGUAGGUGAAAGGACCAUAUUUUAUGUAUAGAAUGAUAUAUUUGACCUUAUACGUUUUACCAUAUAGAAUUAUUAAAUGAACAGUAAGUUGAAUGAUGACUUGUAUGAUGACUGUAAAUUGGAACAUUUUUGUUAAAAUAUAACCAAUAUGGAAUUAUUGGUUAAUAUUAAUACUAUACACACAAGAUGGCUACCUGCUUUGAAUAAUCAUAAGUUAUUUACUUGCCGUGUUAAACACACAGAAUCAUAGUACAUGUAUCAGCCUAAGGGUAUCACUUUACUUUCACAUAUGCUGUAGUAAAUUUUGAUCUAAAAUCAAGUUUUUGUGUACAAAUAAAGGAAAAUCUAUGUUUUUAAGUGGACAGGUUUAAAUUAUUAGAUCAGUUUUGUUGAUAAUGAUGUUGUUCAUUGGUCCAUGCUAAAAUAUCUGUUUCUCAGUGGACAGGUUUAAAUGAUUAGAACAGUUUUGUUGAUGAUGAUGUUGUUCAUUUGUUAAUGCUUGUGAUACUGUUAAUACGUAAAUGUUGUUGAUGUUUGUUAUGCUUGAGUCCAUCAUUUUCAUAAACAGUAAUAGGGCAAA